Molecule: messenger RNA, 510 nt
Organism: Chiloscyllium plagiosum (whitespotted bambooshark)
Lineage: Eukaryota; Metazoa; Chordata; Chondrichthyes; Orectolobiformes; Hemiscylliidae
Source: RefSeq, a predicted model, not a curated record
GGGGAAACAGAGCGUUGAUGUGGCUGUAAGUCAGCUGGUGUUUAAAAACCACACCCUAGAGCUGCAGUGAAGUUAGUCCCCGUACAGUGACUGAGCGGGCAGAUUGUUCCGAAGACAAAAAUGGAAAUUCAUGACAUCUUAUCCGAAGUGUGCCUGGGCAGUGAUGAGCUCUCUGAUGGGGCCACAGUGAAACCCCUUGCUAAUUUCAACGCAGAGAAAGCAGCUGCAGAGCUGGACCAUGCUCUUAAAGUCAAAGGUGUGGACGAGCACUCUAUCAUUGACAUACUGACGAGGUGUAGCAAUGCACAAAGACAGGACAUCGCCUUCCAUUAUGAAAGAAUCACUAAGAAUAAACUGGAGGAUAAACUGCAAAAAGCUCUCUCUGACCCUCUAAAAUCUGUCAUCCUGGGACUGAUGAAGACUCCAGACAAAUACGAUGCAUCUGAAAUGCGAGGUGCCAUCAAGGUGAGAAUUAGACUGGGAGGUUUCCUGGCUGGGGGAGUUUGUGGA